Molecule: messenger RNA, 1782 nt
Organism: Mus musculus (house mouse)
Lineage: Eukaryota; Metazoa; Chordata; Mammalia; Rodentia; Muridae
Gene: Ddah2
Product: DDAH family member 2, ADMA independent
Exons: 7
Coding region: 737-1594 (285 amino acids)
Cellular component (GO): mitochondrion; cytoplasm
Source: RefSeq, a predicted model, not a curated record
CUGUCUCCGAAACGGUAUGGGGAGACUGGAGUUUGGGGGUGCUGCAUACGUCCCUGCACCGGACGGAGUGUGCGAAUAACCUGCACUUGGGCGAAGAGCUGGGCGGGGUAGACUUUAGAAGAUGGACAGGGGUACGGAGUUCUGAAGCCUGGAGUGGCUCCACGCCGCGCCCCUCCCCCGUUUCUCCGCCCUCCAGAUUUCGUUUAAGACCUCUCCCAGUCCUCCGGGACUAAGUCUGGUUUGUACUGGGUCGCUCGAAGGGCAGCGUGACGACCCGGGGUGGAGAGAGAGGAUGCUUAACUCCUUAGAUUCUAGUUCCUCGGGUUUGCGCCCGUUUCCCUUUCUCCUUCGAGCAUACGGGACUUCACACCCCAGGUCCUGAUUCACCACCCAGUUUUCUUUUCCAGUCCUAUAACCUCUGCGGGUCCCUGGCAGGACUUUGGGUCCCUCCUGCUGCGAGCAGCUGAGGGUUAAGGGGGCGGGGCCGCCGCAUUUUUGGGGAGUGAGCGCAUCCUAGCGGCUGCCAGGAGGGGCGCGGGGCAGGGACCUAGCGGAGCCCCGAGCAGGGGCAACAGGUGUUUGGGAGAUUAAGGAUCCAAGUCUUGUUCCCUUGGGCGCCUCUUAAAGCAGAUCCCCGGUGAAAGGAGGCUGAGCGGGGUCCACAGAGCCAGAAGACCAGUGAAGUCAAGAGAAAAAACAAAACAGCUUGGCUGGAAGGGGCUUCGGUGUGGAUGUGAUGGGGACGCCGGGGGAGGGGCUGGGUCGUUGUUCCCAUGCCCUGAUCCGGGGUGUCCCCGAGAGCUUGGCAUCCGGGGAAGGUGCUGGCGCUGGUCUUCCGGCUCUGGACCUGGCUAAAGCUCAAAGGGAGCAUGGAGUACUAGGAGGUAAACUGAGGCAACGACUAGGGCUGCAGCUGCUUGAACUGCCUCCUGAGGAGUCACUGCCGCUGGGACCACUGCUUGGUGACACGGCUGUGAUCCAAGGAGACACGGCCCUAAUCACAAGGCCCUGGAGCCCAGCACGUAGGCCUGAGGUUGAUGGAGUGCGUAAAGCCCUCCAGGACUUGGGACUCCGAAUUGUGGAGAUGGGGGAUGAGAAUGCGACGCUGGACGGCACCGACGUCCUCUUCACCGGCCGGGAGUUUUUCGUAGGCCUCUCCAAGUGGACCAAUCAUCGAGGAGCUGAGAUCGUGGCAGACACGUUCCGGGACUUCGCUGUCUCAACGGUACCGGUCUCAGGCUCCUCGCACCUGCGCGGCCUCUGUGGCAUGGGGGGACCUCGCACCGUGGUGGCUGGAAGCAGCGAGGCUGCCCAAAAAGCAGUCAGGGCAAUGGCAGCGCUGACUGAUCACCCCUACGCCUCUCUGACCCUCCCAGAUGAUGCAGCUAGUGACUGUCUCUUUCUGCGUCCUGGGUUGCCUGGUGCCACACCUUUCCUCCUGCACCGCGGAGGUGGGGACCUGCCCAACAGCCAGGAGGCUCUGCAGAAGCUCUCUGAUGUCACCCUGGUACCUGUGUCCUGCUCAGAACUGGAGAAGGCUGGAGCUGGCCUCAGCUCCCUCUGCCUGGUGCUCAGCACACGCCCCCACUGCUGAGGGCCUGGAUUUGGGGAUCCCACUGGUUAGGAAUAGAGCUGUAUAGUGGGUAGAAUCAGCUAAUAGAGGCUGGGUAGUUGUGGGGAGAUGCCCCAGGAUAGGGAAGGACUUAGUGUGGAAAAGAAUAGAAGCCAUUGGGUGAGUCCUCUCUGUCAAAACCAAUAAAAUAAAAUUGACCUUUUAGAUAA